GGGAUGGCGGUGGAGGAAGGAGAAACACAUCUAAUACUGUCACUAUAAACCAGUCAAAGAGAGCAUAGGAGCCAAACGACAAGGCAACAAUGGCUCUGUUCACCACGAUGGGGAUGUUCAUCAUCGAUGAGAUCCAUUUCCCGGAGGAAUCGCAGCUAGAGCCGCAGUACAACGUGAUUGGUGGAGGAGGCACCUACGGUGCACUGGGAGGAAGGGUCAUCACGACUGGUGAUAAGGCAUCAUCAGUGGGAUGGAUUGUUGAUAAAGGUAGCGACUUUCCCGUGGAGGUUCAGGAGUACCUUGAGAGCUGGCAAACUGGAUGUGUUUGGAGAAACACUCCCGAUAGGCUGACCACCAGGGGCUGGAACAUGUAUGGAGCUCGAGGGUUUAGGGCAUUCAAAUAUCUCACUCCAAAGCUUCGCAUUGACGUUGAUGACCUUAUAGAUCACAGACAGCUACUGUACUCCCAGUCGUAUCAUCUUAUCUGCUCUCCAGAGAGGUGUCAGUCGAUACUCAGGAAGCUCACCGUGGCACGCGUUGACGGGACGGUGCCACCACCAGUAAUCACGUGGGAACCUGUACCAGAUCUGUGUACUCCAGAGCAUCUCAAUCAGUGCCUACAGAACCUGAAACAUGUCACUGUGCUAACUCCAAAUGCUGAAGAGGCAUCGAGGUUCUUUGGAGAAGAGGAGCCAUCGACCAAAGAAGCCCUGGAACAGCUGGCCUCGAGAUUCCUACCGUACUUAACCUCAAACUCUCACUUCAAAACUGGUAGUGGCAUUGUGCUGAGAUGUGGUCCAUUGGGAUGCUAUACGCUGACCACAGCUGGUACAUCACACUGGUUCCCAGCGUUCCAUAACGACAGGGAUCAAUCGCACCAAAGGUGCGUUGAUCCAACAGGGGGAGGAAACGCAUUCAUAGGAGCUUUAUCCACUGCAUUUGUACUCAGCCAUGGAGAUUGGGAAAUCGCAAGCAUAUCUGGUAACUUGGCUGCUGGCAUAGCUAUUGAGCAGAUUGGUAUGCCCGUCAUCGAAACCUCUGACAACUCCUCAAUUGAGACUUGGAAUGGGCUGUCGAUUGAGGAAAGGCUCAGAGGCUACAUCGAGUGGAACGAGCUGGACUAUGACGCUGAAGAGGUGCUCAAGAAGCUUCGAAUUAGAGCAUAA
This is a messenger RNA of Williopsis jadinii, 1166 nucleotides long. It is a transcript of the gene MAK32, whose product is annotated as Mak32p. The record is from RefSeq and is a predicted model, not a curated record. The transcript has a single exon. NCBI's taxonomy places the organism in Eukaryota, Fungi, Ascomycota, Saccharomycetes, Phaffomycetales, Wickerhamomycetaceae. Bases 90 to 1166 code for a protein of 358 amino acids.